Messenger RNA from Saccostrea echinata, 1497 nucleotides. Its product is annotated as acyl-coenzyme A diphosphatase NUDT19-like. Lineage: Eukaryota; Metazoa; Mollusca; Bivalvia; Ostreida; Ostreidae. The transcript has 3 exons. Gene Ontology annotation, cellular component: mitochondrion. Gene Ontology annotation, molecular function: hydrolase activity, acting on acid anhydrides, in phosphorus-containing anhydrides. The coding region runs from base 63 to 1241 and encodes 392 amino acids. The record is from RefSeq and is a predicted model, not a curated record.
AAUGGACGCACACAUAACAUAAAAUUCCGAAGUUCAGUAUAUAGGUUUACUUGCUUAUUUCUAUGAUGGCAGCUGUUUUGAAGCAUUGGAGAGAGGCAGCAACUUUGUUGCUAGUUUCAAAAUCUUCAAAAAUUGUCCCUAAUCUCGUUAAUGGCGGUGGAAUGCAGCUUCAAGGUGUGACUUCCGAGUUGUCGGAGUACAACUACAAAAUACUGAUGCUGAAAAGGUCAUCGAAGAGCAAGUUCAUGCCGGAUGUCUAUGUGUUUCCCGGAGGUAUUGCAGAAGAUGCCGACUUUUCGACAGAGUGGUUAGAUUUAUAUAAGAAGUUUGGUGUAUCAGAAAGUCAGGAGUUACUUAAAUCUCUGACUGUUUCAGGGGAAGGUCCCCCUAUGUUCAGUAGGCGUCGAAAUCCUGAAUAUGAGCAAAUACCAAGUGAAUUAGCAUUCAGAAUUUGUGCCAUACGUGAAACUUUUGAAGAAUCAGGGGUACUGAUUGCACGAAAAUUUGAAGAUAAAACUGCUUUAAAAAAUAAUUUCCCUCAGCAACCAAUAUCUGGUACAAGCUAUCACUUGGAGAGUGAUGAAUGGCGUAAACGUGUUGACAGAAACCCAGAAGAAUUUAUCAGAAUGUGUCAGACACUAAAUGUGAUUCCUGAUGUCUGGUCACUUUCAGAGUGGUCUAACUGGCUGACCCCUACGACCUUGUCAAUGAAUGCAAAGAAAUCAGGUAGAAGAUAUGACACUGCCUUUUUUCUGUGUAUACUGGAUCAUCUUCCAGAAGCUUUGCAUGAUGACAAAGAGACUGUACAUUUACAGUGGACAGCUCCUGACACUUUGCUGAAUGUGUACAACAAGUAUAAAGGAGGCCUGGCCCCUCCCCAAAUCUAUGAAGUGUGUAGGCUGCUUAACUUCCAAAACGUUGAAAACCUUCAUCGCUUUGCCUGGGAAAGGGCACUGAAAAACCGUGUCAAACAAUAUUUCCCUGUUGUAAUGGUGUGUGAAGAUGGAAUAAUUGUUGUCUAUCCUGGUGACGAGUUGUAUCCCACAGACCCUGACAGAGUUGGAGAAAAUUCACCGAUCAGUAUUGAGUGUUCCAUUGAGGAGCUUCCAAAUAAAUUCCCUGUCAUGAAUAGAAUGCUCGUUAAAGGACCACACUGGGUCAACACCUCAGCAGGGGAUGGUCAGGUUAUUCCAAACUUUCACCACGAGACUCUAUCUGAUUCCGCUAGCUCAAAGUUAUGAUAUAUACCGUGCAGACUGUAAUAUUAUUAGAUAUUUAUAAAUGAUAUACAUGUACUUCUGUAGUAUGUAUGGAAUGUAUGUUGUAAUGCACAUUUGAUUUGAAAUGGGUUCUAUAAAGAUGAAAUAAAAUGUAUUUAUUGCAAAAUUAUAUAAACUUUAAAGUAUUCUUAAUGAGAAAAUCAUGAGAAAAUCAUCAUUAAUCUGAAAAAGAAACCUAAAUUUAUAGAAUUGAUUCAAUAAAGGUUUCUGAAGCAAA